Messenger RNA from Cryphonectria parasitica EP155, 1618 nucleotides. RefSeq names its product cytochrome P450. The record is from RefSeq and is a predicted model, not a curated record. Lineage: Eukaryota; Fungi; Ascomycota; Sordariomycetes; Diaporthales; Cryphonectriaceae. The coding region runs from base 47 to 1618 and encodes 523 amino acids. The transcript is spliced from 7 exons. Gene Ontology annotation, molecular function: oxidoreductase activity, acting on paired donors, with incorporation or reduction of molecular oxygen; heme binding; iron ion binding.
UCGUCACUGGCCGCCGUAACCCUACGACAACUCACAUACCUUCACCAUGGCGACAUCAACGACAUCCUCCCUCUCAGAGACGCUUUCUGAGCGCUUUCUUGUGAUUGUCGCUGCGGUGCUCGCAUGUGCCCUAGCAUACCUUGGUCCCAAGAUAAUCUCCAUCAUCCGUCUUGCUGCGCUACCAGUCAUCGGGACUGAGCUGGGCAAUGAAGAAAAACGCAGACAGGCGUAUCUUCAGGGCGCACGCAAGCUAUACUACGCAGCCUAUGACAAUUUCAAGAAUGGACUCUUCAAGGGGGCGGCUCGGCUCACCACUUCACGAAACGCCAACGUGAUUGUGGUCUCGCCAAAGUUUCUGCCAGAGCUCAAUAAGCUGCCCGACAGCGUCGUGAGCAUGGAGGCCGCGGUUGACGAUGCCAUGGAAACCAAGUACACCAAGAUUGAAAGUCACGUGCCUAUCAUCCCACACACUGUCACGGGCAAAUUGACCCCGUCGUUGACUCGCCUCAAUCCUACAAUUGCACGCGAGACUGCCGAAGCCCUGGAGUUGGAGAUGCCACUUCGGGAAUUUACCAACUGGCAAGAGGUCAACAUUCACGAGAAGCUCCUCCGCAUCGUGGGCAUGGUGUCUGGCCGCAUCUUCAUCGGACCAGAGCUCUGCCGUUCUGAAGAGUACUUGGACGCCGCAAUUAACUACACGAUGGACGUUAUGAAGGCUCAGCGCGCCGUUCAAAGGAUGCGGCCCUGGAUGCGACCGUUUUUGGCCAACACGCUGCCCGAGAUCAAGCAUCUGAAUCAGCGUCUCAACGAGGCGCAGGCCUUCCUCAAGCCGCUUGUCGAUCGCCGGCAGAAGCUGCAUGCGGAGAAACCUGACUCGGAGGACGGUCCUGAUGAUUUCCUGCAGUGGAUGCUCGACAGCCAAGACAAGUUCACCGAUCCAGCAAGCCGGAACUUCGCCAAGGUCCAGCUGGGAUUAAGCUUUGCCGCUAUUCACACCACGACGCUGACAGCUACCAAUGCGUUUUACAAUCUGGCCGCCGCGAGCGAGGCAGUCAAGAAUGAGCUCAAGGAAGAGGCUGUCCAAGCACUGUCGGAAAAUGACGGAGUCUUCACAAGCAAAUGUCUGCAAUCCAUGAAAAAGCUUGACAGUUUCCUCAGGGAGACGCUCCGGAUGACACCUGCUUCUAUGGCAUCGUUUCAACGCAAACUACUGCAGGAUGUCCGACUGUCGAACGGCCAGGUUGUCCCCAAGGGCGCAACAAUUGAGAUCCCUGCCGUCGCCGUGAAUAACGAUCCUGAGAUAUUUCCCAACCCGGAAGAGUUCGACCCGUUCCGCUUCUCUCGGAUCCGCGAGGAAGGCAAAGCAGGGGCCGCGGCGCUUAAUCAAUUCGUCAGCGUCAACCAAACAAGUCUGACGUUUGGAUUUGGACGUCAUGCGUGCCCUGGCCGAUUCUUCGCCGCGAAUGAGAUCAAAAUGAUUCUUGCCAACACACUCAUCCGUUACGACGUUCGCAUGCCAGGAGACAACGCCGCAAGGUGGCCCAACCUUGAGUUCGCUCAUAUGGUAAGUCUCAAUAAUUCGAGUACUGCUUCAAAAUUAUCAUCAAGCCUUGAUUGA